Molecule: messenger RNA, 2346 nt
Organism: Periconia digitata
Lineage: Eukaryota; Fungi; Ascomycota; Dothideomycetes; Pleosporales; Periconiaceae
Source: the annotation of a GenBank genome assembly
UCCGAGACGCAUGACGUUUUUCGUAUGGCAGAAGGCAGAGCGACUCGCCGUGCGCGCGGCCAGCGCAAAUCAUACAACAUCGACCCUCUUGCGGGGCUGGAGCUAGAAGAUGGUUCAGAUGGUGAGGCACGUGGUGAAGAGGAGGCGAACGGCGGGGCAGUUGACGACGGGGUUUCGAGUGAUGAGUUUGAAAUGGGGCAGGAAGAGGAGGACGCUGAUGAGUUCAUGGAAGAGGAUGGGAUGGCUGGCGAAGAUGAAGACGACGACGAUGGUUCGGCGGAAUCAGUCGGAGAUGCCGCAUCUGAAGCCGACGAAGGGGGCGUCAGCGUACCUAAAAGGCGAUCUGCGGCGGCGGCGAGUACAGCCAAGGCGCCCACAGAAAGGGGAAAGAAGAAGAAGAAGAAGGGCCCUGAGCGGCCUUCCAAGAAAAACGCGUUUGGAAAAGGGAGUAUGAUCCAAUGGCGCAGUCAAAGUCACAGAAUUGCUACGGCUGUCAAAAUACGCCAGAGAGGAGUCGACGAAUGGAUGCCCGCUGGUCAGGCUAUACGGUUUAAGAUGUACUUUGGCCCUACCGUGGAGGACAUAUAUCCUGCGCUGCAGACGAGAGAUUACUUCAAAUUCCAGGAAAUUUUCCCGAGUCGUUCCCAGGGGAGUUUGAUGAGGUCAUUUUAUCUGGCCGAGGAUGCUCGAAUGAAGGAGAUCAAAAUUACACGGGAGUGGUAUAAAAACUCUGGACAGGCGGCAUUCUCCUCCGGCCAGCAGACUCAGAUUCUCACGGGGGAAGAAUGGAAGCCUUAUAUGUACAAUACUGGACCGGAGACCAUGGAUCUACUUAUGGGUGAUGCGACGGCGCCCAAGCUGUACACGCUCAAGAAGGGCGAGUUUAUGAAAGCUGCUGAGCCAUUUGCCCCCAACACGAAUCGACGUGGUUGGAUAUUCAAUCUCGGCGCCCGAAUUCAUGAAGCACAAUGGGCUCCCAACGAAGAAGGCAGGACGCAAUAUCUUGCUGUCGCCGUGGAGCAGAAAUCCACAAAGAAAUCUCCCGACAUGUUCGAAAACUCGUCUGCUCCCGCUUUCACUGCUACUGGUACCUUCCCAGCAUCUAUACAGAUAUGGGCGUUUGAAUCCUUAGAAAAUGGGGACAUGGACCCCGAGAAGGCUCCACGACUUGAACAUGUCAUAUGCACAGAUUGGGGAGCCCCGAAACGUCUUGCAUGGUCGCCGAUUGGGCCUGAUGAUGAGGCGGUUCAUCGAUACGAUGAAAAUGGGGAGGUAGUUCGCCUGGGUCUACUUGCUGGUAUUUGGUCAGACGGGAAGCUUCGCAUCAUCGAUAUAUCCUUCCAAAAACCUGAGACCGGCACCUUUCAGACAGUAUACACGCACUACUCGCAAGCGGCUUUUGAUGUCGAUUUCCCAGACACUAUACCGACCAACAUAUCAUGGCUAUCUGGGACUUCGAUCGCUGCCGCAACAGCAGCUGGUAACGUCGCAGUAUGGUCACUAAACCGCCCUGGAGUCUUUAUCCCCUCAAACACGACCAACGACAAUUCGUCACCAAAACCCUGGCUCUACAGCCAAUUGUCCGACACCUACAUUCUAUCCCUUUCUUCGGGCUACCCCUCACGCCCCAACUUCCUCUCCAUCACUACAGGCGACGGCUUCUCGCGGCUCAUCGACCUGCGCUCCCCCAACGUCGACUCCUGCACCUCAGCGCGCACGCGCAUGCUGAUCUCUAGCCAGGCCUGGCACGAACACACACAGACAUGGAUUAUGGCAGAUGAGUACUACAUGCUCAAACAUGCCUCUCUCCGCCGCUACUACGCCAACUCAUACACAAUGAAACUAGACAGCUCCUUAGUAUGCUGCGCCACGAGCCCCGUACAACCAUGCAUUCUAAUCGGCGGCGCAGACGGCACCGUCGCAGCGAGUAACCCCACAGGCAAAAUCAUCAACACCAAAAACCCCGUCUGGCAACAAACCUGGUUCAAGCACGAAUACCGUCCUCCCGUCGAGCACGUCCUGCGCGGGAUCCAACACCCCCCACUCCAUGAAGACGCCACCUCUUCUUCCACUUCCAUCCCAGUCAACGAAAACGAUCCGGUUCCGCAGUCAGUGUUGGAUAAACCGCUUACGCGCAUCACGGAAGGGUAUACGCCGCAAAAAGUCACCACGGCGGCCCGCGAUGAGACGGAGCAGCGGGCCAGAGAGGGCGGGAAUCUCAUCGCGAUUUUCGAGGAGCGGUCGGCUGUUACCAAGUUGGCGUGGAAUCCGAAUUUGAAAUUCGGGACGUGGGCGGUGGCGGGGACGCAUAACGGGUAUCUGAGGGUGGAGGAUCUAAGCGUGUGA